GGUACACAAAGGAACACAAAUAAAGAACAAAUGAAUCGUGAUGAGGUAUGCAUGCUGUGUUCAGCUACAGAUUACCUGUUAACUGUGCCUUUAGCUACCUUUAUCGUCCAACGGAACUGAAUGUUACUAGGAUUUAAGGCAACAUGUCCAGCAUAUCCGAACUUACCAUUAAGGUCUCUCGACUCAUUUAGGUGUUUCGAAGCUGUCUGGGUGAAGCAAUGUGCAGUGUUCACCUUCAGUGCGGUGGGCGAAAACGUUGGUGGUUUGCAGAACUUCACUGUUAAGAAAUAUGACAUACAUUUAUAUUAACUUGCUGGUUUGCUGAAAUACCUCUCUUAUGAUUAACAGAAAUUUUAAAUUAUCAAGAUUGCAAGUAUCCUGCUUGGAAAGGUGAAAUAAAGGAAAGUUCUUUUUUUUUUUUUUUUUUUUUGUAAUACCUAGGCGGGAAACUAGCAACAUUCUUUGGCCACUUGUGGACAAUGGCGUCAUGUUGCAGCGAGCUGAGCUCCAAGAAUUUCAACCACUGUGGCCCCACCAUGCUACCUGACACCGUUCAACCGCCCUCAGGAACAGUGGGGCCUGGUCACCUGUCAGCAGACAAGAUGUACCACGAUGAUGCAGCACAAGCAGAUGGUGGUGUUAAUGGCCACGGGAGUGGCAGCAUCAUGGCCCACCCCUCUACACCUGCCCCUGGAGACAUUGCCAAUGGCAAAACUUGCACCUGCUUCAUGUAUGGAAUGUGUCCACUGGCAAUUUCAUCGGAGUCGUGGGAGAGGGUGGUUGGGGAGGCUGGAGGGAAGGGGGAUGCAGAAAAGAAGAUGGAGGAUGGACAGCCACUUGAUUACAUGUACCACUAUCACAUGUCUGGUUACCUUCCUUUUCCUCAUGUGUACACAGCUUCUGCACCACACCACAUGUCCCUUCCUGCUGCUGCUGCUGCUCCUGCCACUAGUCCACUCAUCCUGCUCACUCCUGCCACCUCCUCCCCAUCUUCCACUAAAUCAAUCCCAAAUUCACUCACUUCUCAAAAGAAUGAUGGGGAAGAAGUGCAUGAAGACCAUGGCACAAGAAGUCAUGAGGAAAUGAAUGGUCACUCUUCACCUGCUGCUGCUCUUCAGCCACCACUUGCUGCAGUGCCCCAGCCUGUGCCUGCCAAUGGUACAUACUCAUAUUCUUUCCUGGAUGACAGCAAGGCAGGGGUGUUUGGAGCUGAUGGCUGCUUGUACUCAUUCCCCACUGCACAUAAUGGUAUGGCUGCAGAUCACUCCUCACCCAUUAAAGCUCCUGUCUACUACCCCUACAUGCAUCAAGACCCUGCCACCUUCAUCCCCACACCCUCCUACAUCCCUGACACCUCCAUGGCCUCACCUGUGCCCUCUUCAUCCAUUUCCUCAUCCACCCCAUCGUCUGCAUUCCCCAUAUCUUCCCACAUCCAAAGCUCGGCCUUGAAUGGGAGGAGUGUAUUCAAGUCAGAUGGCAUUCUGUAUUACAACCAUUACCAGCACCCUAACCUCCCCAUAGAUAUGUUUGGAAAGCCACAGCUUCUUGUCUCCACCAAGACUGAAGGGAAGAUGUGCCUGGAGGACUUGUGGACAAAGCACAUGGGCAUCCUGUUCAAACACUUGCCAGACCAGUGGGUGUUGUCGCCACUGCACCCCAGACGCAAGAUGAGCACCAAGUGGUUCUCCUUCCGUGAUGUGGCCAAGGUGCGCUUCUACUGCAAGACCUGCAAUGAUGGGUGGACCAGCAUGUACGGUGUGGUUGUCUUCCAUUAUCGCUGGAACAAGAAGAUGCUGCAGGGCCAGAUCCUGUACAAGGUUGUGGGGCAAAAGUGUGGUGGUGCCUGCUCAUCGGAGGUGUUUGAGCUGCCGCUGUGGUACCCUGAGGAGGCACAGAAGGUCAUCACCAACCUGUACUACAAGAUUGCGUCCCAAUUCUACGACCUGGUCACACCACAGUACAUCCGGACCAGGCGGUACGGCCGGCCAGCAGCACACCACAACCGUAACCUGUGUGAGGGCUGCAUCAGUGGGCUGUGCAAGGUAGAUCCAGUGGCCUCAAAUACCAAUCAGUGAGUGAUGGCUGUUGCUGCUGCUUCUGGUGGUGGUGGUGGUUUUAUGGGUGGUACUCUGCAUAAAAAGGAACUGUAUUUUUAUAUUAACAAUCUUAUUUCUUGUUUUCACUUUCCAGUUUCAGUUGCAUAGUGAUGUUUGCUUGCUUUCUUUUCAUUGAUCCAUUCCAGUAGCAUUCACGAUGUAUGCGUGUUAGUGGUGAUUCUCUGGGCUGUGUAUAGAUGACAAUUUUGCAAGCAUGCCUGCCUUUAUUUCUUGUUGCUUUUGCUUGAGGUUAAGUUUUCAGUAAUUUGUCUAGCUGUGCAAUACUAUUAUCAUCACUGUAAUGCAUGUCACUCAUCUUGCACUGUUGUGGAGUCCUGACAGUUUUGGUGGGUAUAGAUUAGUAUAAGAAUUAAGUUCUACAAUUUCCUCACCUUGUAAAUUAAUAUGUGCUCUUGUAAAUCCUUUUUUUUUUUUUUUUUUUUUUUUUUUUUUUAUUGAUUUGAUUAUAUUAGGUUUGUGUGUGUGUGUGUGUGUGUGUGUGUGUGUCGGAGGGCUAUGCAGGUCAGGCAGCAGGUGGGAAUCUUGCAGGUAAGGCAGUAAAAAUGCAUAGAAAUUGAAUGCAGGGUGGGAUUGGAUUGAUUUUCAAUAUGUCUGCCAAUACAGGACAGCAGCACAGGUCUCUGAUGUGUGUGUGUGUGUGUGUGUGUGUGUGUGUGUGUGUGUGUGUGUGUGUGUGUGUGUGUGUGUGUGUGUGUGUGUGUGUGUGCAUGGUUGCUUGCUGCAUUGGUCUGCACUUCAGUAAGAUUUGUGAAAAAUUUUUAUCAAAAGCAA
Scylla paramamosain (green mud crab) is the source of this 2888-nucleotide messenger RNA. RefSeq lists its product as uncharacterized. NCBI's taxonomy places the organism in Eukaryota, Metazoa, Arthropoda, Malacostraca, Decapoda, Portunidae. The record is from RefSeq and is a predicted model, not a curated record. Gene Ontology annotation, biological process: protein targeting to membrane; protein insertion into membrane. Gene Ontology annotation, molecular function: olfactory receptor binding. The coding region runs from base 480 to 2075 and encodes 531 amino acids. The transcript has 5 exons.